AUGUCGCACAUUCGCGGACUUCUUGCUCAUAACGAUACGGACUCGAUAAUGAACACGUUCAUCAUGAAAUAUCGCGUCUGUAGAGCGAUCUUUGCGCGGUUACCGAAGUGGCAGAUCGGCGUCCAUCGCCCGAAGCCAUCACGACGCGGCGGGGCCUUCUACGCCUGCUUUGUUCUCGAAUCUCCCUCAACCGCCACGCAGGUGCACCACAAUAGUCCAAUCAUGAUACCGUCGGGCCACAUGCUCGGC
Messenger RNA from Iphiclides podalirius (scarce swallowtail), 249 nucleotides. The record is from the annotation of a GenBank genome assembly. NCBI's taxonomy places the organism in Eukaryota, Metazoa, Arthropoda, Insecta, Lepidoptera, Papilionidae.